CAGGGACUUAGUACGAGCGAAGAGCCAAAAAUUCGAAUUGCAGGGAAUGGAAGAAGGUCAAAGCAGCAGGGUGUAGAACAGGAAGGUGAAAAGGUGUCCUGGUGAAGAGUCAUACGGACUCGAGUUUUUCCAGUAUUCUUCUCGUGUGAAGACUUCGGCACUUUGCUAAACGUCAGUUCCACACAUUCCCCAUAUUUCCCACAAGGAUCAGUGCUCAGUACAUGAUUAGCAAGAUGCCAUCAACUUGGGUAUGCGCGUUUGGUUUCACUGUAUUGCCAAAUGCGGGAGCAAUUUCUGCUUAUAUAACCCAGAAAGAAAUUCCUGGCUGGUAUGCAACUCUCAAAAAGCCAUCUUGGUGUCCACCCAACUGGGUGUUUGGUCCUGUUUGGACAACAUUAUACACGGGCAUGGGCUAUGGCUCUUACCUGGUGUGGAAGGAAUUAGGUGGAUUCUCUGAUAAAGCAUUGAUCCCGCUUGGUUUAUAUGGAAUCCAACUUGUUCUAAACUGGGCAUGGCCUCCUAUUUUCUUUGGGGCACACAAAAUGGGAUUGGCUUUUGCUGAGUUACUCUGCAUUUAUGGCACGGCAGCAGCUACAACUGUGAUUUGGUAUCCCAUCAACAGGACAGCUACUUAUCUAAUGGUUCCUUACAUGGCUUGGUUGACCUUGGCUUCUGCUCUCAACUAUCGCAUUUGGAGGGACAACAAGGAUAAGGAAGAUUAGAGCAGUUCAUUUCUGUGGAACAUCUGGAAUUCAGCCUGCUUAAUAGCUUUGGCAAAUGGAAGGAUUAACUUUGUACUCCUGUUUCUUAAACGUAGAGGAUUUAAAAUCCUAAUUAAAACCUGUGGCUUAUACCCUU
Carcharodon carcharias (great white shark) is the source of this 858-nucleotide messenger RNA. Its product is annotated as translocator protein-like. Gene Ontology annotation, molecular function: cholesterol binding. The record is from RefSeq and is a predicted model, not a curated record. Gene Ontology annotation, cellular component: mitochondrial outer membrane; endoplasmic reticulum. The transcript is spliced from 5 exons. NCBI's taxonomy places the organism in Eukaryota, Metazoa, Chordata, Chondrichthyes, Lamniformes, Lamnidae. The coding region runs from base 222 to 722 and encodes 166 amino acids.